This is a messenger RNA of Camarhynchus parvulus, 2303 nucleotides long. RefSeq names its product Kin17 DNA and RNA binding protein (gene KIN). The transcript is spliced from 13 exons. Gene Ontology annotation, biological process: DNA damage response; DNA replication. Gene Ontology annotation, molecular function: double-stranded DNA binding. The record is from RefSeq and is a predicted model, not a curated record. Gene Ontology annotation, cellular component: nucleus. The coding region runs from base 31 to 1203 and encodes 390 amino acids. NCBI's taxonomy places the organism in Eukaryota, Metazoa, Chordata, Aves, Passeriformes, Thraupidae.
AGGGAGCGGGACGGCGCCGGGACCGGCAUCAUGGGCAAGUCGGAUUUCCUCAGCCCCAAGGCCAUCGCCAACCGCAUCAAGUCCAAGGGGCUGCAGAAGCUGCGGUGGUACUGCCAGAUGUGCCAGAAGCAGUGCCGCGAUGAGAAUGGCUUCAAGUGUCACUGCAUGUCUGAGUCCCACCAGAGGCAGUUGCUGCUGGCUUCUGAAAAUCCUCAGCAAUUCAUGGAUUACUUCUCUGAGGAAUUCCGAAAUGAUUUCCUAGAAUUGCUCAGGAGGCGAUUCGGAACAAAGAGAGUGCACAAUAAUAUUGUGUACAAUGAAUACAUCAGCCAUCGAGAGCACAUCCACAUGAAUGCCACACAGUGGGAGACACUGACUGAUUUUACAAAAUGGCUGGGGAGAGAAGGUCUUUGCAAGGUUGAUGAGACCCCUAAGGGCUGGUACAUUCAGUACAUCGACAGGGACCCAGAGACCAUUCGCAGGCAGCAAGAGCAAGAGAGGAAGAAGAAACAGGACCUUGAUGAUGAGGAAAAAACUGCUAAAUUCAUUGAACAGCAAGUUAGAAGAGGUUUGGAGGGGAAAGAACUGGAAAUGCCAGUCUAUACUGAACUGAAUAGAGAAAAUGAAGAAGAAAAAGUUACAUUUAAUUUAAACAAAGGAGCAAGUACUUCAGUCGCAGCAUCUUCUAAAACAAGCAGUGUCCUUGGACAGAAUGCACUGAAGAUGGUGGAGGGGGCAGUUAAAAGAAAAGAAGUAGCCCAUAGCUCUGGUCAGUCCAAAGAGAAAAAGAAGAAAUCUGCACUGGAUGAGAUCAUGGAGCUUGAAGAGGAGAAGAAAAGAACAUCUCGAAGAGACUACUGGUUACAGCCUGAAAUCAUUGUAAAAAUUGUAACAAAAAAGCUUGGAGAGAAAUACCACAAGAAGAAGGCAGUUGUUAAGGAAGUGAUUGACAAAUACACAGCAGUUGUGAAGGUGAUUGACUCUGGGGACAAGCUGAAGCUUGACCAGACACAUCUAGAAACUGUAAUACCAGCACCAGGCAAGAAAGUGAUGGUAUUAAAUGGUGGGUACAGGGGAAAUGAAGGCAUUUUGGAGUCCAUCAAUGAGAAGAGGUUUUCAGUGACAAUAACAAUUGACUCAGGACCUUUAAAAGGGCGCAGAGUUGAAGAUAUCCAGUAUGAAGAUGUUUCCAAACUUGCCUGAGGUGCUAAAUUAUACAUCAGAGAAGAUUUUCGUUCUCAAAACCUUCUUUCUGACAUCUUUCAGGCAGACACAAGACUCUACCAUGUCAGGGUUUUAAUUGUGUGUGUAUGUAUUUAUAAUGUAUAUAGACAUUAACAACAGCAAACUUGAUUUAUUUAAAGAUAGAUAUUGAUUUGUUACAUAAAAUGUUUAUGGAAAUACUAUCAGUGGAAAUUUUUCAUCUGAUUUUAUAUCAAAGUUAUAAUAUUUGCUUCAAUUUCCUUUUGUAAAAUGUAGCAGAGAGCUGCAAACUGGAGUAUGUGGGCAGGUCCUGAAGAGAGAAUUACCUACAGGGAGGCAGAGUGUGUUGGAGCCAGAGGAGUUUAAACAACACACUUGUCAAUCCAGAGCCAAAAUGGACUUCUGAGUGCAUGACCAAGGCAUGGGAUUGAGGGGAUAGCAGGAAGAUUCCAGUGCUGCAAGGGCUUAUUUCCUGGACACUGUAAGAAUGCUCUGGUUUAUUAUGUGCAGUCACCAGUUUAUUUUUGAUCAGCACAGCAGUGAUAGUAAAAUGCAGGUCAUUACUCCUCCAGCAGGUUUGUCAGGGCUCCUGAUAAUACUGAUAUGGAAUUUAUCUUCAUAUGGAGCUGCUCCAUGGAUGUUACUUUUGGAGUGUCUUGGGAUGCCAGCUGAAUCUUGGGCAGAUAUGAAUUGGGCUCCUUUGGUUUUCCAAAGCCUUUUCCUUUCUCCCAUUGUUGCUCUGCUACAUGAGUAAUGUUACUCCUGCUAAAUAAUAUAGCAUUACUUGUUUUAUUUUUUUAAAAGUGUCACAUUUUGUACAAUGUUUAAUUUCUCAGGCACUUCAGGAAUAAACAGAAACCUUUCUUAGGCCAGUGUGUUUCUUACCAACCUUUCCAAUACUGUUGAUUUAAGUCCACCAGUGAGCACAGUGAAGUGCUGGGUUGGUGCACCACAUUAUUUGGGUAAAAAAACCCAUGUGAGUGGUCCUGGACAAACUAAACCCAACUGAAGGUUGUGUGUCCCUGGAACCUUUCCCCUUUCAUUGCCUCAAAAGGUUGAUUUGUGGUUUCCAGGGGAAGCCUGCACAGAACUGGAAGUCA